UUUGGACCAAUAAUAAAACAGGGCCGCCGCGGUUCCGUCUGCGUGGUGGAGGUGCAUUUGGAUGACAGGAACCGAUCGAGCAGGAACAGCUGUAUGGUAGAUGACAGCUGCAGAUUUGUAUGCAUUUCCUCCGUGGUUUCCCUUCACAGUACGGUAAAUUCAUAAUGCGCGUAGUUAUAAUUUAAAAGGAAAUGAAGAAGGUAAAGAAACACCUACAGAAUACUGGAUUCCAAGUGACUGGAAAUGGACACAUAAAGAAAGGAGAGCAAGAGUCCAGGAAGAGGCAGAAGCUAGUUGAGGUCCACCAGGCUCUCAACAGUGACCCUGUGGACAUCGAGACCCUGCGCAGGGCCGCCAUCAGUGAAGGAGGACUGCUGACAGAUGAGAUCAGGAGGAAGGUGUGGCCAAAGCUUCUCAGUAUCAACAUCUAUGAGCUGCCUGCCAAGCCAGUGAAGGAUGCUCGAGAAAAUCACAAGGAUUACAACCAGGUGCUCCUUGAUGUCAGGAGGUCAAUGCGCCGCUUUCCUAAAGGUAUGCGUGCAGCGCAGCGAGAGGUCCUACAGGAGCAGCUCAUAGACAUUAUCUUAGAUGUCCUGCAGAGGAACCCACAGCUGCACUACUACCAGGGCUACCAUGACAUCGUGGUCACCUUCUUACUGGUGGUGGGGGAAAGGAUGUCUAUAGCCAUGGUGGAAAGGCUCUCCAAUCACCACCUCAGGGAUUUCAUGGACCCCACUAUGGACAGCACAAAACAUAUACUGAACUACCUGAUGCCCAUACUGGAGCAAGUAGACCCUGAAUUGCACAGCUUUAUGCAGAGGGCAGAGGUGGGCACCAUCUUCGCGUUGAGCUGGCUCAUCACGUGGUACGGCCACGUCCUGUUGGAAUUUCGCCACGUCCUCCGGCUCUACGAUUUCUUCCUGGCCUCCCACCCUCUGAUGGCUAUUUACUUUGCUGCGGUGAUUGUCCUGCACCGGGAGCAGGAGGUGAAGAGCUGUGAGUGCGACAUGGCCAGCUUGCACCACCUGCUCUCUCAGAUCCCUCAGGACCUGCCCUACGAGGGCCUGAUCGCUCACGCCCACACCCUCUUCUCGAUGUACCCACCCAGUCUGCUGGAGCAGCGUGCCGCUCUGCAGUCCCGCAAGAGCAUCACCAUCAACUCCUUCAAGGACUUUCAGAUGGCAACGCUGAAGCAGCGCCCAGAUGCCGUGCUGCGGCGGCAGCUCCGCCAGCGUUCCCCCGCCCUGCCGGUGGCCCCCGAGAACGGACAGGCCUCCGGCACCAGCCAGCUGAUCAAAGUAGCGGUGUGGGGCAUCUCUGCCACCUUGGGCGCGGCGGCCCUGGCCGUGGCGCAGACCGCGCUGGACUGGGCCCCCGAGUUCCUGAUGCAGCUCUUCUGAAGCUUCACCCUUCGCCACCCUUUAAGCGACACUCAUCUGUGUACUCGGUGGGCACGGGGCAGCGGGCAAGGGCGUCGGGUGGCGGAGCGCGGUGCAUCUCCAGUAUGAUUUAUUCACUCGGUAGCGGUUAUAGAUUUAACUUGUGCUAAUAUUGGGAAAGGAUGGUAUGAAAUUCUUUUUUGUAACAAUAAGCGUUUUGAAUGCCAGCCUGUCAGCAGUAUGUCUGCGGAAGUGUGGAAAUUGCUGAUCCACGUUUCUACAACAGAGGAGGAAAUUAUUAAAAAAAAAAAAAAAAAAAACCCUUUUUUGCCAUGAAGGCAAAAGAGAGGAAAGGCUCAAUUUAGGGAAGGAAACACUAGCAAUAAACUUGUCUGGAACAGCCCAUUAUAAAGGGCUUCUAUUGGAUCAGACAGGCCAGUUCUAAGGGAAAGAGCACUCGAGGGUUUCCCCCCACUCCUCGGACUAUGAGCUCAGAUGAUUCUCCACCCAGAAUCACGUGACCACUAGUAUCUACCUGCCCCAUGAUAGGGCGUCAGGAGGAGUCGUAUGUGAGAGCAAUGCCGGUGAAGGAACGUUGGAGUCCCCCUCCUCCCCUGCGCCAUCAGCGCGCCUUCAAAACCGGUGCCGCCACCCAUCGAAGCACUGCACUAAGUGCAGUCGUCUCCGCAAAUGGGACAGCCAUUAUUCUCUCAUUGCGUGCGCACGUUCCCUCCCGAAACGCGACCGAAAGAUCAACUGCGCUCACCCAUCUCUGACGCCGAGCCAGAGGGAAAGAUUUGUAUUUGAGCAAGCGGCGCUUUUAAUAGGAAAUCAAACCCGAAACGCCUGUUCCCUGAGUAAUCCGUCCAAAUCCAGAAGCAAAUAGCCCGCGGACGGGUCUGCGCGGUGGGUUGUCAAGUCGUCCUCUUUCAAGCUUCUUCUAAAUGUUUCCUGCGCUCAAGGGUGUUGUGGGUUCCGUGGUUCUCUUGUCUCCGCUUCUCAAAACGAGGCAACGAGCCAACAUCGUGUUGCCCUCGCUUACGGAUGUAGGGACGGGGGGUACUUGCGUCAGCAGGCCUUUCUGCGACACGGGGGGAGGGUUGGACCGCGUUUGCGUCGCUUCGUCUCGAGCUCGUCGUGAUGGCGCGCGCUGUCGGUCUCGCCGUGGGCGAACGGAAGCCCCGCCGCGGCGCUGUGCCCUCCGUCGGGAAACGCCAGCACCCCGUAUCGCAAACGGUGAAAUAAAUGCAUCCGGCUGCUGGAAUUGGUCAGCAGUCUUGUAUUUGCGUCUUACUGUGUUUGUUUGUUUGUUUAUUUGUAAGCCCAGCUUGUUGACGGGGCUUAGGUGUGAGAUGUACCUAGUGGACCAAGCUGAUGUUCAGUAGAGUCAGCGUAAGGGACUGGCUUUUAGCACAUAAUGUAUUAUUAUUAUUAUUAUUAUUAUUUAAUAAAUUAAAAAAAAAAAAAAACCAAAAGUUUGCCAGUGAAGUACAAACGUUCAGUACAAGAGCAUUCGUCACCCAUAAGUCCAGAGCGUAGCUGUUGCUAAUCGUUUAUGUUCUUCUUCAUCUCUUUAUACAUUUAUUUAGCUAGUAAGCAUAAUUAGGCACACAAUGUCUGAGUUACUGAGUUACAGGUCACGGCUGUAGUACUUCUAGUAGUUCCAGUUCUUGUACAACUUACGGAAUGUAAAGCAGACCCUCACCCGACCUUGUCGCACCUCUGCACCCGUUCAUACGUUCAUUAGGUGCUCUUUUUCAAGUGCUCGUACUGCCACUUUUGCUAUUACUGGUGACGCGGGAAUCUUUUCGUGCCACUCUUGUGACUUCGGAAAUACGUGUUGUUACUCUGUUAUUGACUGAACUUUGUACGUAACACACUUUGUGAAUGCAUACCGUAGCUUGCUUUGUGAGUAAUAUGUUCAGGCCUUUGUACUGUAGUAUACUGUAGUUUGAAGCUAAAUAUUAAUUAUGCAAUAACCUCAGCUGUCUUUUUUAAGAAUGCAUUCGCACCCCGCUCUGGCGUGGUGCGAUUUCAGUGCUGUGAAUGGUCUGGCUGUUCACCUCUUCUAAUUAUUUUUCACAAGAGUGUGUGACAUGUAGUUAGCUUUAAAAAAAAAAAAAAAAA
Molecule: messenger RNA, 3506 nt
Organism: Scleropages formosus (Asian bonytongue)
Lineage: Eukaryota; Metazoa; Chordata; Actinopteri; Osteoglossiformes; Osteoglossidae
Product: TBC1 domain family member 20
Exons: 8
Coding region: 192-1400 (402 amino acids)
Biological process (GO): positive regulation of GTPase activity; endoplasmic reticulum to Golgi vesicle-mediated transport
Cellular component (GO): endoplasmic reticulum membrane
Molecular function (GO): GTPase activator activity
Source: RefSeq, a predicted model, not a curated record